Dermacentor andersoni is the source of this 3658-nucleotide messenger RNA. The record is from RefSeq and is a predicted model, not a curated record. NCBI's taxonomy places the organism in Eukaryota, Metazoa, Arthropoda, Arachnida, Ixodida, Ixodidae.
UAGCAGAUGAAGAUGCGAUUCAACGUAACGGCUGGUUACGUCUUGCGUCUCUGUACCUUCUGCCUGCCUGAACUCCUCUAGACUUGUGGAUGCUUGUGGCCUGAUGCAGCAACAAGAACAGCGGUGCGAUUUGUGCGGACGGCCGUCAGCUCGGAUUGCUCAUAUCUUGCAUCAUGGAGGCCUAAGAACUCGCACAGCACCUCGGAAGCUUCAGUUGUGGGUGGCCAGCUGUGGAUAGCACAUUGGAACUGAUCUUGUGACCACUCGCAAUAUUUCGUCAACCAAGGCAAGCAGGCUCAUAUGAGAUGCCUGGAAUUCGCUAUUUUCGGUGCCCAAGAUGCAGCUGCUCUGCAGUUUAAUUGAAGUCACUCUUCCGUCACCUUCACAUAGCUCAUGGACAUGAAAGCAACUGGGUCUGUGGCUUGGCUGGAUGCAUGCAAAACUUCAGACUGUUUACUUCAUACAAGAAGCAUGUGUACAGAAGACACACUGACAUAUUGAAGAGGCCAGUUCCCAGCGUGAAUGCGCCUUCAAACACUGCAGACACCACUGGAAGUGCUGCUGAAACUGGUUCAGAUACUCUUGACGUCUUAGGAGCACUUGGAGAAACAGAAUGCAGUGAGCUGUCCAUAUCCGGUGAUUCAGACUAUGUGAAGCAGCUUGCAACAUUGUUUUUGAAGUGGAAGGAGGGGCAAUGACUUCCAGAAUCGACAUUGCAUGAAAUAGCUAAUGAUGUAAUAUUCUUUGUAAAAGCUCUUUUGGAAGACGACCGACUCCAAUCUAGUGUAGAGGUGGCCAGAAUCGUGAAAGAGGUCCUACAUACAGAUAGUAUGAACUAUCUGCUGACAACUGCAGGUCGGUCUUCGUACUGGAAAAUGCACUUUCCAUUUUUACUAAACCACAAACAGUUAUUCUUGGGGUAGCCAGCAAUGGGAAAACUGAAACAAUGGAAUAUGUACCUCUGUGUGAUGUGCUCAAAUCUGUCCUUGAGAAUGUGACAUUAUCAGGGAACUUUGAUCACCCAGUUAAAUUGGAAAAUUACAUGUGCUCAGUGUUUGAUGGAAGCGCAUUUUCUGACUACACAUACUUUGCUGGUGACACCAGCAAGAUUUGUUUGCAACUUUACAGCGAUGAGUUCGAGGUAUGCAAUCCUAUCGGUAGCAAACGAGGCACACACAAGUUGACUGCAGUUUAUUUCUCAGUGCUGAAUUUGUGUGCGAAGCUCCGCUCACAGUUGACAGGAAUUAACUUGGCACUUCUAGUAAGAGACAAACAUGUGAGCACGUAUGGGUUACCUAAGAUACUUGCACCUUUGCUUGAAGAUGUGAGCAGAUUAGAAAAUGAAGGCAUAGUUGUGAAUGGGAAAGUGCUGAAAGGGUCAGUAUUUGUGUUCACUGGUGACAAUCUCUCUACCCAUAGAAUGGGAGGGUUUAAAUGCAGUUUUUCUCAUGGCAGAAUUUGCAGAUAUUGCAUGGCACUGCAAACCGAGAUUAAUUACAAGCAUCUAGAGACUGACUAUGUUUCACGUUCGCCAGAAGGACAUCGUCAUCAUUUGUCAAUGCUAAGUGCUGGAUUGCCCACCACAUCACUGUAUGGAGUUCGGAGCCCCUGUGCUCUUCAGUGUCAAGGUUUUGACCCAACUCAGCACUUUCCACCAGAUAUUAUGCAUGAUAUGCAUGAAGGUGUGCUACCAUUUUCACUCAGGCACAUAAUUCGUUAUUUAAUUUCAAAAGGAUUUUUUUCUCUUCAGUUCCUGAACAGUUGCAUUUCCAGAUGGAAGUAUGAUCCAAGUGAUGUUCGAAAUAAGCCAGAAGCUAUUUCUAACACAUUUCUCCAAGCAAAGGCGCCAUUCAAAGGGUCAGCUACGCAGUGUUUUUGUCUGUUCCGCCAUCUUGCCCUGUUCGUAGGAGAGUGCGUACCAUCAGAAGAUGAAGUCUGGCAAUUUUACUUGCUUCUUCGUGAUAUCACGGAUAUCAUCAUGUGCCAGAAGCUUCCAGUCUCAUAUAUAGCUUACUUGCAAAGAAAAAUUCAGCUUUUUUUGCUAGACUUCAGCAGGUUGUUUCCUUCUGUGUCUUUUCCAUGCAAGAUGCACUACCUCAUACACUAUCCCUCAAUAAUGCAAAAGUUUGGCCCUUUAAUUUUACUUUGGGCGAUGCGCUUUGAGGCUAAACACCAGUAUUUCAAGGAUAUUGCUCGUAAAAUCCACAACUUCAAGAACCUUUGUCACACUCUGGCCAUGCGACAUCAGUUCUUUCAGUGUUUUUCCAUUAUUAAUGGGGAGGACAGGGGCAUUUCGGUCAGUGCUGGUUGUUGCCAGGUGCUGCAUGAGCACCUAUCUGACAUUGCCAAAGAGUGCAUCAUUCAACACAACUUGAACGCUGCGUGUAUAUUUUCUGCAAACUCUGUUACAACAAAUGGUAGGACAUACAGAGUAGGGUGUGCCAUUGUCAGCAGUGUCCAUGAUGAUUCCCAUCCACAGUUUUUGCAAAUAUGCGAGAUACUUUUUGUAAGCAAGAUUCUUGUAGUUGUGGAAACGGUAUUUCGUACCAUUUGCUUUGAUGAGCAUUUUCAUGUAUACGUUGUACAGACUACAGAUGACCACCAGAUUCUGUGGUCAUUUCCAGAGUCUGAUAUAGAACCUGUAUACUUGAGAGAGCACAGAGGUCGAACAAUUGUAGGUGCUCAUUCAGGAUUGUUCUAGCCGAGCUUUGGUGCACCAAGCUUGGUCAGUGUACACUUAAAUUUUUCAACUUUAUAUCAUUAGUAAAAACUAGCAGGAGUAGCAUGCCAGUAGCUUAGUGAUUAUUCUUCUGCGUCAUUGGAGGCUAAGCUAUGGUUAACUGUGUUUUGUAAUGCUGCGAGUUUUGGUGCUGUUUGUUUCUGUUCUCUUGCUCACUACUUUAUUUGCAGAGUUAUGUGAUGAUAUUAAAAAAAAUGCUUAUUAAUGUCAUGGUUAUUCCGCAUUCUUGUUUGCAUGUCUUCUAAUUGUUGCCACUACAAUGAUACAUUUUCAAAGUUCUAAGUGCAUACAUUUCAAAGUGUCACCACUGUAAAGAUGCCGCGUCCUUACAGUGGUGACAUUCUGACUUUUACUAUAUAUUUGUAAUUUUCUCACUUACAAAGCCGUUCGACAUGAAUGACAAAUUCAUUAAUACAGAAGCUGGGAACUCUAAUAACAAUGUAUUUUCUUGUGCAUCGAGUUUACCUUGUCUCACCUACUGGUAUUAGCCUGUGUUGUUUGUACGUACAAGUGUCUCACUGCCGUGUUAUUUAUUAGACUAUCUUGAGCCCACAUGUCCAUCCCACCAGCUAUUGUGAUGGAAUGGGGCAUGUCGAGCUAUGCAGAGUGCAUUUGUAUGAGCACAUGCAUAUUGUACAGGCUUGAUGAUCAUAAUAUAAAAUUUACUGGUUGUGAGCAAACGAAGUCUUUGCCAGAGGAGGGCUGCCACCUUAUUCCAUGAGCUAGUGGGCCUCGGCUGCCUUCAGAGCUCUGUCCGUCAGUGCUAUAGCUGAUUCUUGGGGUUCAAGCUGGACAGCUUGGUCUCCCAUUGCUCCUUGGUUGUGUGCAUUGGAGGUGUGCUGUCCAAGACCUCGGCAACCCACGCCUUGUGGCAUCAGUGUGUGUGAGGGACACAAGCUUAACAUUUUAAUAAAAUCA